CCCCACACUACUGACACUCCAGACGAAAAUACGAGCAUGGACAUUCAACCUUAUCCGAAUGCUGACAGAGCGAUCCUUUUCAGCUUCGGUCGGUCUCGCCUGGGGCGGUGACACCGAAAAGGUCAGGCACGUCGUGUAUGGAGCCGUCGUGGAACAGGGCGCGUCACGCUACCCCCCUUCAGCCUAAACGGGCACUCGUCGCAACGCUCUUCUCACCAUCAUGACUUCGAGAAUUCGGCCACUGCGUCGCGUCUGGCUCCUCGCGGAUGGGCCUCGCCUCGAUUUGGUGCAGCUGUAAAACAGCAACCAAAGGAACAAAAAUAAGGGCAAGCCUGUUGGAUCCCCUCUGCUGGGACAAGGCAGCUACCAGGGCGUCGUCUGUUUGAUUUGAAUGGCCAUAUCGAGAUUUAUUUUGGAUGAAUCAUCGCCUUCGAGGCCGCGAUCCGCGCUUGCGCAGCCUGGGAGGCUCUGCUUCACGCAUGAACUGGUCAUGCAUAUAAAAGCCUGCAGCUGAAUGCUGCACCUUCGGCAUAGGCCUGCACAUCAUCCUUCUUCGACCCAAGGAAUUCGCAUCUUCGCCUCCCCUUCGCGUCCCUCGUCUUCGACUCCGUUUCCCCUGUAUUGUGGUCCUUAAAUCUGGCGGGCGUUCUGCCCGGACCCGGCACUCAGAUUUCCUACUGACCAUCCCUCCGGUCAUCAUGUCCCGCCUCAGCGCUUACAACAGGAAUCACUCCUUCCCACCCUCCAUUCGCUACGUGCAGAAGCCGUCGAAGAGUCUCAGCCAGCCCCUGCCAGACAUCGACGACGAGCCUUGGGCACACUUCCUUGCUCAAGACGAGGACGAGGAUGAGCAGUUUGCUGACUACCUCCACUUUGAUGCUGGCAUCUUGGCCGGUUCCGAGACGCAAAAGAGGAAGGCCAACAAGUUCAGGUCCUUUUCUGUCGAGGCAGACCGCAAUAUAAAGCAUCACCACGGUGCCCUCCACCGCCGCCAGCUGGAGCAUGGCUUUCUAUCGCAGCAGCGGCUCAGAGCCCAACAUGAAGACACGGAUCGACCCAUCCCAGCCUCUAAGAGGUCUCUUGCCAUUUCGGCUUCCGGUGGAUCUGCUCGUCGUCAGAUGGUAAGGAGGCACUCUGGUCAUCGCCACUCCUGGCAAGAGCCCUCCUUGUUCACCGUCACGGAAGAAGUUCCUAGAAUCGUCGUCUCCGACUACGACGACGACAAUUCUUCAGUCAACAGUUUCACCUCCACCGACAGCCUCGGGGAGAGCCUCUCUGAGAAUUCGGGAGUUGCGUCCGAAGAAGCUGUUCCUCAGAGCUCCGGCGUUGCAACGGAAACUGCACCGGCAGCGCCGCCGAGUCCUAGAAUGAUGGCCUCGAUCCACCCGGCAGAGAAAUCCGACUCUCAACUCAAUCAAAUGUGGCUAGUGGAGCGUGCGCGCUUAUGACUAUCUAAGGCGGUGAAAGCGGCGAAGGCCUUGAGUUGCUUCUGAACAAUAUCACUGCAGGCGGUCUGCAUGACCAACGGUAAAAAUUGAUCCUGAUCGUUGCAUAUCUAUCUGGUGUGGGUUUGCCGGCGUACAGUUGUCUGGAACUCAUUUUUUCACAAAUCAUAGUCGACUGGAAAAAAAAAAAACAUCAAGGGUUGUCAUACUAUUCUUAGAUGCAUCUCGGCAACGAGGAAUACGGUAAAGGGCCUUUACUUGCAUCGUCAUCUUGUAUUAAGAGAUCAUAAUUAAUUGAAUCUAUUCACUGUUGACUUCAGCGUUGUACGC
Molecule: messenger RNA, 1775 nt
Organism: Verruconis gallopava
Lineage: Eukaryota; Fungi; Ascomycota; Dothideomycetes; Venturiales; Sympoventuriaceae
Exons: 2
Coding region: 699-1448 (249 amino acids)
Source: RefSeq, a predicted model, not a curated record